Molecule: messenger RNA, 3647 nt
Organism: Branchiostoma floridae (Florida lancelet)
Lineage: Eukaryota; Metazoa; Chordata; Leptocardii; Amphioxiformes; Branchiostomatidae
Product: G-protein coupled receptor GRL101-like
Exons: 16
Coding region: 33-2717 (894 amino acids)
Biological process (GO): G protein-coupled receptor signaling pathway; protein phosphorylation
Cellular component (GO): membrane
Molecular function (GO): protein kinase activity; ATP binding; G protein-coupled receptor activity
Source: RefSeq, a predicted model, not a curated record
UCCUACUGUUCCCGUGUAUCUUCCUAGCUGGGAUGCCGCCGGAUGUACAGAGCGAUUCCUGCCCGUUCCGAUGCGCCAAUGGCAAAUGUACCGACCGCUCCAGCCUCUGCAUCUUCGACAGAGACAUCUACGGUUCUCCGCGGUAUUGCAGGGACCUGACACAUUUGAGAUACUGUGAACGGUUCCAGUGUCCCGGGAUGUUCAAAUGCGAGCGCAGUUACUGCAUUCCACUGCGCAUGGUCUGUGACGGGUCACGUGACUGCCCUGGUGGGGAGGACGAGUUUUCAUGCGAAAGCUUCAGCUGUCCCGGACACUACAGAUGUAAGGCUGAUGGUGUCUGCAUCCUCCAGACACAGCGGUGUGACGACAUCGUCCACUGCCCAACUUUCAUGGACGAUGAGAAAUACUGUGACGGUUACCGGUGUCCUGAUGGCUGCAGGUGCGAGAAAGGUGCAGUUUUCUGUGAGGGGUCCGGCUACCGACAAGUUCCAAAUAUGGACCCACAGAUUCGAGCACUCUUCCUGUCUGGUAACUUCAUUGAACUGAAAAGGGCAUCGUUCCAAGCCUUCACCAUGCUGGGCAAACUGGAUCUGAGCAGUAACUCAAUAUCAAACUUGCCCAAGGGAUGCUUUGAGGGACUGCAGAAUGUUUAUGAACUUGACUUGAGGAAGAAUCGACUGGAACGGCUGGAAAAGAACGCGUUCGAUGGACUGACGACCCUGACCAAACUGUACCUUGAUGGGAACCCGUUGAAAGAGAUCAAACCUGGAGCUUUUGCUGGACUGAACAAGAUCAAAAGCCUUAACUUGAGUUCAAUGAACAUCCAAGUACUAGGAAAGUCAACAUUUAUUGGACUUAAGGGACUAAAAGAAUUGUAUCUGCAAAACAACAAGAUUAUGUCGGUUACUCCUGGAACAUUUGCUGACCUGAGAACGCUCCAUACCUUGUACUUGGAUGGUAACAAUGUGCAGGCCCUUGACGCCACAGUUUUUGAAAGUUUGGGUGUCCUCCAAGAAUUAUAUACGGACUCCUUCAAAAUCUGCUGUAUGGCCACCCAUGUGCCUGUCUGCUUACCGGCUGGUGACGAGUUUUCUUCCUGUAACAACCUACUUGACGACACCAUCCUGAGCCCUGUCCUCUGGAUUCUCGGACUUACGUCUUUCUUUGGAAACGCUUUCGUCAUCAUCUGGUGUCUCCGCACCAAAGAGAAGAGUAGGAUCGUCUCUUUUCUGGUUCUGAACCUCGCCAUCGCGGAUUAUCUAAUGGGCGUAUAUAUGCUCAUUAUUGCCGCAGUAGACAUUUACUAUCGCGGACAAUAUAUAAAUUAUGACGACUAUUGGCGAUACAGCAGCUUGUGCCAAUUCGCUGGUUUCCUGUAUAUCGUUUCCGUCGAGAUGUCCCUGUACGCUCUUACCAUUAUAACUAUCGACAGAGUCAUCAGCGUGUACUGUGCCAAGCACCUUCGAGUGAGAUCUGCCUGUCUGAUCAACGGGCUUGGGUGGCUGAUCGCUGGCGUGCUCGCCAUCCUUCCAGUGUUGGGAUUACCGUACUUCAAGGGAGAGUUCUACGGGCGAACAGGCGUGUGUCUGCCGAUCCGCCUCACAAACAUGUUCGGUACAGGAUGGCAGUACGUAGUUACCAUCUUCGUGGCAGUUGAUUGCGUGCUGGUACUCAUCCUGAUGGCCUGUAUGAUGACUCUCCUCGUGGCAACGCGAUGGAAGGAGAAGCUGACGGCUACAGCUGGAGAAAAGAUUGCCUAUGAGCUCUCCACAGCCUAUCGUCUCACAUGGAUCAUCGUGCCAGACCUAUUCACGUGGACACUGUUUACAGUACUCGGUAUCUCUUCCCUCUGCGGCAUUCAGAUCCUUCCCUCCCUCUCCGCGUGGACAAUAAUGUUCGUCUUACCAAUCAACGCCGCAAUGAACCCUUUCCUGUACCUCGUCUCGUUCCUGAGGAUGAAAACACGCAAGACGCACCACAUAUCAAAGUUCCUGUGCAACAACCAGGGCUUUACUGUGGAGCUGCCAAAACACAACAACGACAAUGGUUUGAUGGUCGGUACCGAAAUGUCUGAUCUGAAAGUGCCGACCACUUUCAUAAGCGACUCGAACCAACCCACAUCGGAGCUGCGUGAGUUCAUACAGACCGUGGACUCGGAGCCCUGCAAUCCGCCCCCGCGGGUGGUGCGCGUGGUGGCCGACCUCGGGAGCCAGGCAGCCCUUGGGGGUCUCUCCACCAUCGAACGGCAACGGCUACCUGAGAUAACGACUUUUGCUGGGCAGAGAACCGAGGUUGAUCAUUCAAAGGAGCGUGUAACGACGGAGAUGCGUGUGCUGAAGAAGAUAAGCAAUCUUGGCGGUCACCCUAAUAUCGUCAGACAGCUCAUCAAGAUGAACGAGAACGGCAGCCAUAUAACAUGGAUCCUGUACACGGAGAACGACCACGACCGGCUCCAGGACAUCGCCCCUCAGCUGACCAUGGACGAGGUGCAGACCAUCUCACACCAGAUCUCAUACGCGCUCAACUUCCUGCAUGAGAACAAUAUACGCUUAAAUGGAAUCUCACUGGACAACAUUCUGGUGGAAAGGAAACCCGAACUACGUGCCAUCAUCUCGGACUUCUCCAACGCAGAAGAAAUGAGUUCUUUCCGAAUGUCAGACAACGACAUCGCAAAGGAUAUCAAAGACUGGGAGGAAAUCAGAAGCACUCUUGUAUAGAUCACUUCAGUUUUGUGUAUAGAUCCUUCCACAAAAUUCACUUCUUAUACACAAUUUGAACAAUGUGCUGUCUAUAAACAUAAAUCGAUAGACCUAGAUUUUGGCGCCAUGGCGCGUACUAUGUGGUUAAUACUGUAAAGUGAAUGUACGUUCCAUGCAUUGCAGCCAACCAAUGGCUUGGCUGCCUUCUAAAACGAAUCUUAGUUCCAGAGGAUACUGCUACUGAUUACGUUCGAAUGAUAACCGGCUUUACAUGUAUUUAUAUGUGCCUGGACGCUCGCACAAAUUCAAUAGAUUUCUAAACAUCCAAAGAACACGCACCACGUGGUGGAACCAUUUUUUUCUUCUUAAAAGCUGUGGUCCAAGAAAUUGUUCUUAGAUGAUGUCGGCUGCUACCUGAUUUAUUCUAUAGAGACAAUAUUCUAUUUGAGAAAAUAUUCACACCGACUUUAGAUGACACUACCUGAUUUAUUCUAUAGAGACAAUAUUCUAUUUGAGAAAAUAUUCACACCGACUUUGAAUGACAAAGAUAGGUGUCCAGUCAUCGUGAGACAAUGACCUUGCCUCCACACAAUCAGAUUCUAUAUGCUGGAGACGACCAUAGAUAUUGCGCUUCUUGUAACUCUACAUAGCCGCAUGCUGCUCCUUAGCUUGUGGAAGUGGUGCGACCGUUUGUACAGCAUGUAAAUGUGUCAUGAUGAUAUUCAUUGUACCGUCUGUACAGUUUUAAGUGCCUCCUGCUAUAAAUCAAAAGCUAUCGUAAAGUGUUCUAUGUAGGCAGUUCGCACCGUACUUACUAACGUCCACGCAUUGGAAUUGUAAAUAAGUCUGCUCACCUCCAAAAGAGAUUUAACUAUUCACCGCACUCAGGCUUCCAACGUUGUAAAUAGCUGUAGAUCUACCUUGUAUUAAAGAAAGCUGUUACUUUGA